AUGGCCCGCCGUUCCGAAGCCGCCAGCUCGGUCGCCGACAGCGAUUGCGGCUGGAGCGUCAAUGCCACGGACCCCGUCUGCGAGACGCUGAGCGUUGAGAACGUGGCACUUGCGUCGGCGGCGGCGCGCGGGAAGCCGUCGCUCUGGACGUGGCGCAUGUUCAAGCUCUACCUCUGCCUCCUCGUCGCAACAACCAACAGCUGCAUCAACGGCUACGACGGCAGCCUCAUGGCCGCCAUAAACUCGUACCCGCAGUACCGGAGCUACUUUGGCUUCGACCCCGUCAAAGGCACCCCCACAACGGGCAUCGUGUACGCGAUCUACCAGAUCGGCAACCUGGCAGGCAGCUUCGCGGCAGGGCCCGCCACCGACGCCUACGGCCGCAAAUGGGGCAUGUUCAGCGGGGCGUUGCUGAUCGUGCUGGGCACAGUCGUGCAGGCCACAAGCACCAGCCUCGCGGCCUUCAUGGGCGGCCGCUUCGUGCUCGGCUUCGGCGUCAGCAUCUGCGCCUCGGCCGGCCCCGCCUACGUCUCCGAAAUGGCGCAUCCGGUCUACCGCGGCCCGCUGACCGGCCUCUACAACGCGUUCUGGUACGUCGGCGCGCUGCCGGGCUCGUUCGUGCCGUACGGCACCAGCGAGCUGCACGGUACCGCCGCCUGGCGCGUCCCGACCUGGCUGCAGCUCGUCUUUGCUUGCGUCGUCCUGUUCGGUAGCCCGUUUUUGCCCGAGACCCCGCGCUGGCUUAUCGCGAAUGAUCGCCAUGAGGAGGCCCUCUCUGUCAUGGCGAAGUAUCAUGGCGAGGGCGACCGCGAGAGCCCUAUCGUUCAGCUCGAGUACCGCGAGAUGGUUGAGGAUAUCUCCGUCACGGGCGCUGAUAAGCGCUGGUGGGACUACCGCGAGCUGGUCAAUAGCGCCGAGGUGCGGUACCGGUCGUUCAUCGUGGUUACGUUUGCGUUUUUCAGCCAGUGGGUCGGCAACGGCCCCAUCUCGUACUACUACCCGCUCGUGCUCCAAAGCGCCGGCAUAACCAACAACCACACGCGCCUCCUGCUGAACGGGUGCCAAGUGCUCGUCUCGCUGUCCGGCGCCCUCAUCGGCGCAACCUUCACGGACCGCUGGGGCCGGCGCAAGCAGCUACUAACCAGCACCUUCGUGAUCAUGCUCCUCUUCGCGGGCAUCCUCGCACUGCACGCAACCAACCCACCUCUCCUCGACCCCAGCACCAACGCGCCCCUCCUCCACGCCGACGGCACGCCCAAGACGCUGCGCCCCUCCCACUCCCGCGCCGUCAUCGUCCUCAUCUUCGCCUUCGGCCUCGUCUACUCGGCCGGCUGGACCCCGCUGCAGGCCCUCUACCCCGUCGAGUGCCUCCGCUACGAGAGCCGCGCCAAGGGCAUGGGCGCGUACAACGCGCUCGUCAACCUGGCAAACUUCUACAACACGUUCGCGACGGGCGUGGCGGUUACGAAGAUCGGCUGGCGCUACUACGUCGUGUUCGUCGCGUGGGACGCGCUGGUGCUCGCCGUCGUGUGGGCCGGCUAUGUCGAGACGAAGAGGAGGACCCUCGAGGAGUUGGCCGAGAUUUUUAGAGCCAGGAGUCCCCGCAAGGCGAGUCUGGGCCGCAGGGGGGAGGGCGUCGAUGUCCUGCCUGGGGGCAGGAAGGAGAGUUGUGCGAGUGCGAGUGAGAGGGAGAGCAGUGAGGCGCGGUGGUCGUGGCACAGACGCGGACGCGAUGCGAUGGGAUGGGAUGGGGGGUCGUGGUGA
Messenger RNA from Aplosporella prunicola CBS 121167, 1764 nucleotides. RefSeq lists its product as uncharacterized. The coding region runs from base 1 to 1764 and encodes 587 amino acids. The record is from RefSeq and is a predicted model, not a curated record. Gene Ontology annotation, cellular component: membrane. Lineage: Eukaryota; Fungi; Ascomycota; Dothideomycetes; Botryosphaeriales; Aplosporellaceae. The transcript has 5 exons. Gene Ontology annotation, molecular function: carbohydrate:proton symporter activity. Gene Ontology annotation, biological process: carbohydrate transport; transmembrane transport.